UUUGUGCUGCUGAAGAGAGAGCCCCCCCUCGCAGUUUCUAGGAAUAAAGGGAAAAUGCUGCAUGAGAUUAAAAGCAUUGUCAUUGAGGAACCAAAGUACUGGCUGGAUGUCAUCUCUAUAUGGAGAAACCUUCAUGGAUGUGAGGGGAAAAAUGAUGAUGUCUCUCAAGAAAACCAAUUGCCUCUCAAGAGAAAAUCAGAAGAAGGGGCAAAUACUGCAACUAAAAAGCAGAAAACGGAACAAGUGAGAGAGACUGUAUAUGAGGGGUAUCCGGCGGGAGCUGAUGAGAGGUGUGUGGUACCAGAGAGAAAGAGCCAUCAGGACUGCUGGCCUGAAAGCAAGGGUUCCUUAGAAGACCCUUCCAAAAGCAGUGGAGAGAAACCUAUUGCGAGUGAGCAGCUUAGCUUCAGUUUCAGAGUUUCUUGUCGGUGUAGUGGAGCGGUUGCCAAAAUACUUCCUUCGCAGGAGGAUGGUGCAGCCCUGGGCUGUGUCCUGGCACUCAUGAAGAAGUUUGGGUGGCGGGCAGAUUUGCGGGACCCCGAUCUGGAGAUCUUCAUACAUGUUAAUGAUACUCACUUUGUGGCGGGGAUUCCUCUUUUCAGGCUUCCGUUGGCAAACAGAGAGUAUAUCAAAACAGCAGGACUGCGGUCAACAAUUGCGUGGGCCAUGGCAUCUCUGGCUGAAAUCAGUGCAGGUGCCUUUGUGCUGGAUCCCAUGUGUGGGCUAGGAACAAUACUGCUGGAAGCUGCCAAAGAGUGGCCCGAGGCCUGUUACUGGGGUGCUGAUAUAAGUGAUUCACAGUUAGAGGGUGCAGAUGUGAAUAUUAGGACUGCAGGCUUGAUGGAUAAGAUUCAGUUAUUUAAAGCUUCUGUGAAAGCAUUGCCGUUGCCUUCAGAAAGCUUUGACGCUGUGAUUUCGGAUAUUCCGUUUGGGAAGAAGUUCAAGAUCACAAAAGACCCACAGCUCCUACCAGAUAUUCUCCAGGAGAUGGAGAGAGUACUUCGUGUUGGAGGGACUAUUGUAUUGCUGCUAAGCCAAGAUCUCCAUAAGCACAUGGAUGGCAUUACCAAGUGUGCUGAAAAUGACUCUCCUUAUGCCAUUUCCAAUGGCACAAGUGAAACCAUCACUGCAAAAGCCCUGAACGUCCAUGGGAAUUCUUCCUCCUUGGUGAAUGGUGUUGAAGAAUCCUUUCUCAGCAGCAGACAGACACGUUUUGGGUCUCUGGUGCCAGAUGGCGUCUAUGGAGUUAGUCUUGGAAAGACAGAUGCUUUCAUACACAAAUACAGGAAGAUCUCUGCUGCUGGGGAUCGGUAGCUUUCUUGCGCUGUGCCUAAGUGAACUUGAAUCCUGAUACACUUGAAAAGCAGCAUG
Messenger RNA from Cariama cristata (Red-legged seriema), 1371 nucleotides. RefSeq names its product THUMP domain containing 2 (gene THUMPD2). NCBI's taxonomy places the organism in Eukaryota, Metazoa, Chordata, Aves, Cariamiformes, Cariamidae. Gene Ontology annotation, molecular function: tRNA (guanine) methyltransferase activity. The transcript is spliced from 10 exons. Gene Ontology annotation, biological process: tRNA methylation. The annotation marks the transcript as partial. The record is from RefSeq and is a predicted model, not a curated record.